Molecule: messenger RNA, 453 nt
Organism: Cladocopium goreaui
Lineage: Eukaryota; Dinophyceae; Suessiales; Symbiodiniaceae
Source: the annotation of a GenBank genome assembly
GCCUCAAAAUUGACCUUCAGAACGAUUUCCGGAAGAGGUUUGUCCAUUUCAUCCCUCCAGAUGGAAAAGAACACCACAAUGUCGAGGAUGACGAUUGUGCUGAACAACCCCAUGACGCAGCUGAACCCCUUCAUGGUCAAGGCGAAGCUCCUGACCAAAAUCAAGAUCGCGAACCGGUCAGCGCGAAAGUGGUGAAGGAAAAGCUGGACGAACUUUUAUCGGGGCCGGUUCGGAAAGCCAUAGCAGAUUUGAGAGAAGAUGUAGCUCCUAGGGAUCGCAAGGACUUGACCCGAAAAGAACGAUACUGGCUGCUGAGGUCUCACCUGAUCUUUUGUAGAAAAGUGUUUGCGAAUGUUACAGAAAUCUUGAACAGCCGCAUGGCGGACAUCGAAUUUCUUGAAGAAAACGUCCUUUUGCUUGGUGCGGGCAACUUUUCCACCGGAGAAGUUCCAG